Messenger RNA from Homarus americanus (American lobster), 4402 nucleotides. RefSeq lists its product as uncharacterized. Gene Ontology annotation, biological process: regulation of transcription by RNA polymerase II; developmental process. The record is from RefSeq and is a predicted model, not a curated record. The coding region runs from base 840 to 1979 and encodes 379 amino acids. The transcript is spliced from 5 exons. Gene Ontology annotation, molecular function: RNA polymerase II transcription regulatory region sequence-specific DNA binding; DNA-binding transcription factor activity, RNA polymerase II-specific; protein dimerization activity. NCBI's taxonomy places the organism in Eukaryota, Metazoa, Arthropoda, Malacostraca, Decapoda, Nephropidae.
GUGACAGAGGGACCUUGCGAGGUGGCUGGCUGGCACUGGUGGUAUAGUGUCACCAGGGUGGCAGCUGUGACAAGACUGGCUCACCCUCUCUCCCUCUCUCUCUCUCUCUCUCUCACUCUCUCUCGCCCCGCCCCGACUCGCUCCAUCUAGUCCUUUUUCCACUUUACCCUGAGAUGACCGUCUGUGCCCACCGCUACCGCUACCACUCUACCACAUCACCACUACUACUGCUACUACUACCCGCGGAGGAAACAGGAGUAGUGUAGUGACGUGUGUGAGUGUGGUGUGUGUGUGUGUGUGUGUGCGUGUGUGGUGUUCACGUUACAGUGUGGUCAGGGAGGUGUGGUUGUGGUGUGAUACGGGAGACUGACUGUCUUGGUAAGGUGGAGAGGAACACACAGUUAGUUCCCACCUCCCAAAGACUGUGUGGUGAGGAACAGUUUAUAUUUUAUCAAGAACAGUCAGAUGGUAGACUGUGUGAGUGAUACCAGACAGUCUGUUUACAUGUGGAGACUGUCUUAUACUCGGCCGACAAACUGUGUGUCUUGGAUUGAUGGAAAUAUUCUAUACUUCGCGUCCACCUCAUUCAGCGUUCGUGUGUUAUGGAACUACCAUGAAUAACACGGAUAUACAGUGAAGAACAGAUGAAUAAUAAUGAAUAACGUGUAGUGAACAAGAGAAUUUUAAAGUGAAUAUAUUCAGUGGAAACUUUGGAUACAACAGUGAAUUUUUUUUUUUUUAAGUUUGACUCGACAGAAAAUAAUCGACUGAAUGGAAAUUAAUUUGUGGCGGGAAUUAUAGCGACGAAGGGGUAGACACUUGGCUGCAGGAGUGACAGUAUGGGUAAAAAGUCGACAACGCAGCAGUACAGCAGCAACAGAGGACCUCAUUCCUCCUCGGUUCACAACAGAGGCAGGUUAACACAUCAUCAACAGCAGCUGGGUAGUAACAAGAAGAGACGAGGUGACAGUACCAACAUAGUCCCUCAUAGACUGACUCCCAACAUGGCCACCACCAAGACCCUCACUAUGUUGACCCCCGUGGAGGGUCUGGAGGCCGGGGGAGAGAUCCUCAGACUAGCUCCUGCUGACGUCAAGCAAGAGGAUGACUCCGAGCUCCAACUUUUCUCUAAUCACCUCACUAGAAAUAUCGUCUCUUGUUCCUCUUCACCAGCACCAGUAGCAACGCCUUGUUCGUCUUCCACCACGGUGUCUUCAUCGUCAGGAGUCAUCGUCCCCAGCAGUAGUAACGUGGUGGUGGUGGCAGGUACCAACAGUAACCUCAGUUCAUCUUCGGGUUUUAAUUCGGUGUUUACUUCGUCAGGAAUAUCGUGUUCUCCUCCACUACCCAUAGCAACAUCACAUGCACCUUCUACUAUCUCCUCCCUCUUCGUCGUCCCCCCAGCGGUCUCCUCCUCUUCGUCAGCGUCUCCUCCAUGCCCGUCUUCCUCCUCAUCCUCCAGCUCGACGACCUACUCCUCCACCACCUCCUCCUCGGGUGAUUCCUUGACACAAAUCGGGGGGAAGCAGAGGUGUCAUGCCAACGCCAGAGAGAGAGACAGAACCCACAGAAGUCCCAAACUGAACUUGGCGUCGUCCCCCCUCAGCGUGAACAGCGCCUUUAGCACACUGAGGACUCUCAUCCCCACCGAGCCAGCAGACCGCAAGCUCUCCAAGAUAGAGACUCUCCGCCUAGCCUCCUCCUACAUCAGUCACCUGGGCACUCAGCUUCUUGCAGGACCAGUUGAUCAGCCUUGUCUCCGUCACUCUCAGUACACAUAUACCGGGUCGGGUGAGCGGCGGCCAGUCUGUACCUUCUGCCUCGCCUCUCUCAAGAAACAACAGAAGGCGAGCAGCUCAGGGAGUAACGAUGGCGUUUUGGCCUCAAUGAGCAGCGUGCCCCCUGACUUGGCCUCCUAUAUGAAGACCUCCAUGCCCCUAGACGACCCCACUUUCCAGGUCUGUUCCUUCCUCUUCUGACCUCCUGACCCUCAAGACCUCCUGACCUGGCCUCCUGACCUUGAAAUCCUUCAUGCCCCUGGAUAACUCCACGAGAAAGCUUCUCGUGGCCUCCCCGCGUUGCAGAACGUUUAGAGCUCCUUGUGCUGAAGUGACUGAUUGAAAACAAAACUUUUGGUGUGGUGGACGCGGACUGACACUGAAAAUGGUCAUACCCAGAGACAAGACAGUGGACACUCACACAUUGAUCCAAAUAUUAAAUAAAGUGUUCGGAUAUCAAUAUUCUGUUAGUGGAUGAACUCUUGAUUCAAGACGCGUUGAAAAAAAUCAAUUUGAGGUCACGGGAAUGUAUAGUAAUUCCAGAGUUACGAAUACUGGACAGUUCGAACACUUCAUCUGCUGUAAGAUCUGUGUGACAGUACUUAUCAAGGACAAGAAAAGACGCAGAUAAGUGUAUACCCUUAGUGUAUUGAGCACCUCUACACCAAUAAGCAACAAGUGUCGUGGUCAGGUAAAGUGUACACAGCCUAGAUAAGAAAAUGAAAAAUAAAUGUUUAAGUUUUAUAGAUAAACUUCGUGUUAGAAAAUAAAGAGGAAACAAUGAUUGACAGAUCUAAUGGUCCAGUAAACAAGUGUAACAGAAAAAACUAAUACUUGUAACGUCACAGUGAAUAUAAAUAAUUUAUAUUCUUCUUGAGAUUCGUAUUUAUCGUUAUCGUUUAUCAGGUAUAGUAAAUAUAACACUUAAUCUCACAGUGAAAAUGCAACUUAAAACUGGGUCUGUUUCUCUUGUGGAUUUGUAUUACUUCUGAAAAUUUGUUGUGCUGUAAAAUUUUUGCUCCUUGAGUGUAUAGAAGCGGACGUAUUGUGUACAGACGACACACGGAGAGACUUACAUUAAUUUUAACAGCACAACAACUGGGAAACAGAUUUUGCAUAUUUAGUUUUAAUGAAACAGUAACAAAUGCUAUCUAUAACGAGCUUAUGUUUAUUUGAUUUAUUUGUUGUGAUGAGUUUAAAACUUAACUCAGCAAUGAUGGAGCGCCAGUCUUGCCUCAGGAGUCAACGAGUGAGUUUAUGAACAGCGUGAAGAACUCAUUAAUCUAUUCAUUAUCGAAUCUCCCAAAUAUUACCAUUGGGUAAGGAAAUUAAGUGGUCUGUCUCAUUUUAAUGAUGAGUGUAUGAUUAUGACAUUCGACGUAUAAACAAAAUAAAAAAGAAAAGAAAAUGUGGAGUGAUCGAGGUAAUGAUGCACUGCUGUUUUUACUAUACCGAGUUUGGGGAAGUGAAAUGAAAUGCUACAGAACUGCUUCAAGCAAGAAUGAGUGUUUAGGGUUAAGAGAUAUUUUAUGUCGAAAAAGAGAAUGUGAAAAAAACCAGACCAGAUUGCAAGCUUAGAAAAUGGCUCCAGCUAAUGAUAAACUGUGUAAAUAUUGUAAGACAAAACAGUUAGUACCUAUGAUAUUGUAAAGAAACAGAAGAAAGUACCGCAGAGAUACUUAUAAAGUGAGUGACACCUUAAGCAGCCGUCGUAGUGUAUACUUAAAGUGAACCGUAAGUAUAUUUAGUUACUUAUAUUUAUAAAACCCUUGUAAAAUGUUUUCCAGUCAAAUAUUGGAAUAUUAAGUUGACUUGGUUUUGUUAUUUAUUUGAGUUAUGGAGAUUAUUGACAGAAAGAUAUCGGCAUUGUGACUUAAAUCAGUAUAAUGCUACUUGCUUAAAGAUUCUGAGCGAUUCUUGGGUCAAGGCGGAAAGAUCGGCCCUAAUGACUCAGGCGUUGACGGUCAGUAAACCAAAUCACGCGGACUAGUGGACGUAGGAAGCCAUUAGGACAACUAGAAAUAGCUGAAGAAAGAGUGGAGUGGGUGUGAGUUUUAAGGUCACCUCUGGGUUUUGUUUACAAAGUGGAGGGGUCGACGCUCAUUGGCUCAGCCGACGGAUGUUCUCCUCACCAAAUGACAUUGAUGUUUACAAACACAAUAAAGAAAAAAUGCUGUAACUUCCAUAAGAAACUGUUCCUGCAUCCCCUUGAUAUUUGGUUUUCAUCUUUAAGUCAGUUGUGUUAUGCUUCUGAAAUCUCCAUAUUAUUAUUAUUGUUAUUAUUAUUAUUAUUAUUAUUAUUAUUAUUAUUAUUAUUAUUAUUAUUAUUAUUAUUAUAAGCUUUUUAUUGGAUGAAACAAUGCUUUAUUAGUGGGUUCGUGGCUGCACCGCUUUAGAUUUUUGUUCUUCCGUUCUCUUAAAACAUUGUUCCCUGGUAAAAUUUAACCUGAAGAUAAUGAUAAUUUCCAGACGGUUGUCACGAGCUCACUAUGUAAGUGUUACAUUCUCAUGUAGUAGAUAUUCUACAUAGUUUUCUCGCCAGCAUUCUCAGUCAACUAAUCGUUGCAGUAAGUUAUUCCACUAACUUUAUUUUGUUGGGUAUAUGAAUAAAAUUUCAUACACUG